CAGCGGCGUGGUUGGUAUGGUAUUAGCGUCCUACCUCGGUGGUCGCAGGUUUGAUUCUCGGCCAUUCCAUUGAGGAGUGAGAGAUGUGCAUUUCUGGUGAUAGAAGUUCACUCUCGACGUGGUUCGGAAGUCACGUGAAGCCGUUGGUCCCGUUGCUGAAAUACUGGUUCCAAUUCCAUACAACGUAAAAGCACCAUACAGAGUCAAAGGGAACCCGCCAUGAAGUUCCUGACUGCAGAACAGAAGAAAUUUUACGACGACAAUGGAUAUAUAGUCUUGGACAUUUUGAGCGAAGCUGAGAUUGACGAGCUCGGUAGAGAAUACGAUGACAUCUUCAAGCGAAAGGCUGACAAUAAUCUUGAGGCUACCUGGCAGGGAGACUGGAACACCCAAAAGAAACAAACACAAGUGCAAUCUAUCCACGGCCUGCAAAUGCAUUCGGCAGCCUUCACCAGACUGCUGUUGCAUCCCAAAAUGCUCGAUGCCUGCGAGGAUAUAAUGGACACCGAGAACAUUCUCCUGCACCAUACCAAGGCCCACACUAAACCCCCUGGGACUGGGUCGCCUUUCCCUAUGCACCAGGAUUACCACUAUUUCCCCUUCGAGAAUGACUCCAUGAUCGCUGUCUUCGUCAGCAUGGACGCAGCUGACCCCAAGAACGGGGGCCUUUGUGUCUACCCGGGUUCUCACAAGCAGGGGCCCCAAGAGGACUGCAGCAACGCUCCAGGGUGGCACUAUUUGAGCCAAGAAAAAUUCCCCAUCAGUAAAGCAACUCCUCUCUCCUUGAAGCGCGGACAGAUCGUGGUGUUUUCCUAUUUGCUGAUUCACGGGUCAUACGACAACACGAGCGACCGCGUCCGUCGGAUGUUCCUGAUCCAGCUGAUGUCCGCCGACGACACUCCUCUGGCAAAAGUGCACCAAUCGGACUGCCAAAGGAUGGUCUUACGGGGAAAGUGCAUCUCCAGGGACGCCGACAUCAAGAAACGCCACAAAGAGUUCACAGAGAUGGAGAGAGCGUCAGGAGCAUAUUAGUUAUGCGUUUGUUGGGAGACAUUUUUGUUUAUAGGCUCUUUUUGGUGUUCAUAAAAGACACGAUCAUCUCUUUUUCGAAAGCUUUGAUUCGUGAGAACAAAUGAUUCGAAACACAUGAUGCUUUUCCUGAAUGUACUUACUUUCAUGUUCAAUUUUAGGGGAGAAAAGACAGGAAUAAAUAUCUAUUUGUAAUUUUUUAGCCACGGUUAGUUUUUACUUCUGACGGUCCAACACACACACACACACACACACACACACACACACACACACACACACAUA
Messenger RNA from Macrobrachium nipponense, 1311 nucleotides. RefSeq names its product phytanoyl-CoA dioxygenase, peroxisomal-like. The record is from RefSeq and is a predicted model, not a curated record. The transcript has 5 exons. Lineage: Eukaryota; Metazoa; Arthropoda; Malacostraca; Decapoda; Palaemonidae. Bases 220 to 1032 code for a protein of 270 amino acids. Gene Ontology annotation, molecular function: phytanoyl-CoA dioxygenase activity. Gene Ontology annotation, biological process: fatty acid alpha-oxidation.